Molecule: messenger RNA, 5477 nt
Organism: Ochlerotatus camptorhynchus
Lineage: Eukaryota; Metazoa; Arthropoda; Insecta; Diptera; Culicidae
Gene: kek2
Product: kekkon 2
Exons: 2
Coding region: 2525-5002 (825 amino acids)
Molecular function (GO): protein binding
Source: RefSeq, a predicted model, not a curated record
UCCUCUGCGGGACGGCUCCAAAAUAGUGUGUGGUGUUUAAGCAAGGGUGCUGGGAGUGGGAGCCACGCGUUUUUAAGUGUGGUGAAAUUUUGCAGCAUAGCAUAAACAACGGUCGACUGCGGCGAUUUUCGCGAUGGGGAUGCAAUGCGAUUGCUGAUAUCGGUGCCAUUAGGAAGAGGCAAGUGUUUAUCGUGUGGGCAAGACUCGACUUGGAUGCUGCAAACGCCAGAAAGAGGGUGUGCAGUUUACGAAACGUCAAACCAGUGUCGGUGGUGAGCCUGUGGGUGGUGCUGGAGAAAAAUCAAUCACUGGGCGUUGUAUGUGGCACGAAAACAAGGCUGCGGAACGUGACUUGCCCGAGGCAACGGGGAAUUUAUGACGUGGUUGUGGAGCAAGUAGCAGGCAUGGAAAUAUAAUUUGUUUCCCUUUGCGGGCUCCCCCAAUGUGGCAUUAAAAACAAAUUGUUUUGUGCGAGAUUCCCAGAGCCGACUGGCGUCUAACGGUGAGUGAGAGAGUGAGAGAAUUAUCCUUCAAAAGAAGACGAAGGAAAUACGUUCCUCGUGUUCAACAUUGUGUGGUGGAUGGGCAAAUAAAAAUCUAUGUCUCGCAGCAAGGCGAAAGUAUGCUUCAGAGGAAAAUCCAAUAAUUCACGGUUGAAAAAACUAAUAACACCAAAGUGCUCACAUUCGGAUGCUGUGCAUGAGUGUCACGGUGGUGCUUCCAGAAGCUAAACAUCUUGUCGGGGUGAAAGAUAUUGAUUGCCCCUUCCCAGCUGCUUGAACCCAACCAGCUGAGACGGACGUUCCCCAGUGAAUAUCCUCGAGAUGGUGUGAUGGUGGUGUGUCGGUGCUGUGUGUCUCUGUGCUAUGUUGGUGAUAUCAAUAAGAUAAAAUCGUGAAAAAUCACAUCACGACGGCGACGAAGACGACGACUGAGUGUCUUGUGUACCGGAGUGGGAUUCGAUCGCAUCCAAGCGACAAUUUCGACACCAAAGUGUGGGAUUUACAACGCAUUAGUAAAGGAUUAAAUCGUAAGAAAAAUCAAAACAAUCUAUCACAGGAUUACCAAGCAGCAUCGAGACUGAAGGCGGUGGUGGUGAACUCUAUCUCGAGCCGAAGGACAUUUUGGAAUCCUCCUCCCACGUACCGAUGAUGCAAGGCGGAUUCAAACAUCGUAUAAACACGCACAGAAUCGUCUCCUAAACUGAACCGGACUUUUAUAGCAGACCCUGGAGAGCCAUCAACGCGUUCGGAAGUAUCCUUGGACAACCGGAACGAUUAUGAAAUGCUAUGACCCAGCACGACAAACCCGAUGUCCUCGUGAACAGCAGAAGCACAUUGGAUUUGCAUUUCCUUCUGCUACCAUCAUCAUCAUCAUCAACCACGACGGGAACGGCCGGAGAUCCUCGUUAUCGCAGUGAUAAAACAGCCCCGCCAGCUUGACACCCGUCGUGGGCCAGGACCCGGACAAUUGUACACUGCAGUGUGGGAGGGCGAAAUAAAAGAACGGAUAUUCCGAGUCAAAGAUUAUGACUUAGCUAUGAGAUGAUGUUCAUCCGACUCGCUUGACUCGGUUGAUGAAGAUUUGCAGCAGCAGCAACGGUAUCGUCCGGAAGUGUUGGGGACACAAAAACAGAGUGCAAGCGUUGGAAAUUAAGUGCAGAUAGUUGUCAUCUGGGCUGGGCAGCGAAGACACCAGCGAGGAGGACGACGAGAACUAGAGACGACUCCGGCAAUUGCGGUACGUGGUCGGUCGGUCGUUCGUGUCUACGUGGAAUGAAAAUGAAAGACAAAUAAGCCUCGCACCUUGGGGCGUCAUCGGUGAAGAGGGGUAAGCCAGAAGGUGAAGAGGGUUCGAGUGAAGUGAAAUUAAAAAGCUGGUUUCUGGUGACAUCGGGUUUCAGUUGACGGUGGUCCCAGAUGUGAAGUGGCGAGAAAAUUUAUACAUUAGUGUUUUAUUUCGUGCCCCAGGACGACGACAACGGCUUGGCACGAUGAAACCGGGAAGACAAUGAGAGUGGAAGCAGGGAAGACUUGCAUGUGCCUCGCGCUGCGGAAAGAGAAGAGCAAAAAUUGUGAGAUUUGUUUCCAGAGUGAUGCCACUGCCGGUAGUGAAUUGAAAGCGACAGAAAAAAAACGUGCAAAAAUCGCAAUUUCCUCGCCAGGGUGAAUCGGAAUGGAAGAGGAAACUUCGUUAUUAGCGAGCUGGAGUACAAAAAAUUAAUUCAAAUUUUCCUAGCCAGAAAUUUCAAUUUUCCGUUGGUUUCCGUAGACGGCGGAGUGGGCAAAAAAGUGAAUCGAUUUUUGUCGACCGCUGUGGCAAGCAAGCAUAGAAAAGAAUUAGCUGCGGAAAAGAACUGCGACAAAUCGGCAGAUCGAAAGUGAAACAAAUUUAUAUCGUUAGGAUCGAUCGGAAGAUGAGAAACCCAAUUAGUGACUCGAUACCAAAUCUCAGGAAGAAAAGUUGAAAAACGAUCAAAGUGGUGCUCGAACGACGACAAGUGUAGCAGGGUUGCAAGCGAAAAAUGUGGCUUAAUCUAGUGAUUCUGGGCACACUGUUUUACAUGAUGCGCCUGGUCAACGGCUGUCCGGCCGAUUAUUGUACGUGUAAGUGGAAAGGUGGCAAACAAACGGUUGAAUGCGGUGGGCAGCAGCUUACUCGGAUACCGGACGAGAUGGACCCCGGAACGCAGGUCCUGAACUUUUCCGGAAACGGACUAACGCUCCUGCCAAACGAACGCUUCAAAAAGAUGGAUCUGAUCAAUCUGCAGAAAAUCUACCUGGCGAGAAAUCAACUCAUGAAAAUACACGAACGAGCAUUCAGAGGACUUACGAAUCUUGUAGAGCUGGAUCUCUCCGAAAAUGCAUUGAACGUCGUUCCCACGGACACCUUUAACGAUUACCCUGCAUUGAUGCGAUUAUCUCUCAGUGGAAAUCCCAUCCGAGCUCUACAGACAAAUGCCUUCAAGCUUCUAUCGUUUCUUACCACCUUAGAGUUGAGCAACUGCCAGAUUGAACUAAUAGAAGAUGAAGCCUUCAUCGGUAUGGAUAAUUUGGAGUGGCUUCGCUUGGAUGGUAACCGGAUAACAGCCAUCCAAGGUAAUCACGUGCUACCGGAAAACCUACACGGCAUCAAUCUCCAAGCGAAUCGAUGGCAGUGCGAUUGUCGGCUCCUAGACAUUCACACGUGGCUCAACAGUUUCAACGUUCCACAGCGUGAAGAACCCAAGUGCUCCGGACCACUACGGUUAGCGGGUCAGAUAAUCAAAUCACUUCAACACGAAGACCUAGCCUGCCUUCCGGUCAUCACUCCGGACUCACUUUACCGGGAAAUAUCCGAAGGUCGAAACAUGAGCCUAACCUGUAAAAUAUCUGCCAUUCCAGAAGCCUCCGUGUCCUGGUGGUUCCAGGGUCAACUCUUACAAAACGACAGCCUGCUGGCGUCCAACUUACACCUCUACCACUACAGUGAAGACUCCGGCGAAGAGAAACGCAGCGAGCUUCUCAUCUACAACAUCAGUCCCGAGGACAACGGGACAUUCUCUUGCAUAGCGGAAAACUCAGCCGGACGAAUUCAAGCAAACUACACCUUGCAUGUCAUAGUCAAAGAAGAACCCGUUGUAGAAGAGGUCACCUUCUCACAGGAAUACUUCCUAAUCAUAGUAGGAGCCAGUGCGGCGACCGGUUUCCUUCUGUUUCUUACACUGUGUAUAAUCAUCUGCAGAUGUAGCAAGCGUAACAGUAAGCGUAACUCUAGCAAGAAAACCCGUGGAAAGUCUGGGUCUGACACAACCGGCAACAAUCAAAAAUGUUCAUCCAUCACCAACGAUAUCGGCGAACCGUUGACAUGUGCAAAGAUCAACGGAACAGUUGCCAUCAGCGAGAGCAAUCCACAGGAUGUAGUUCUCUAUCUCAACACGGGAAGCAAUCUCGAGAAAGCCGGUUUGAGCAAUCUGCAAAUCGGAGGCCAAGUGCAGUUUUGCAGUCCUCCUUCGGCUCGCAGCUACCAGGAUCAAAAUCCUGACCUCAUAAACGACGCAGAAAGUGGGAAUAAAAUCCGAACAAGAUCUGACGCGAUGGAUUCGGACGUCGGAGAAAAAGACUCAGAUGAGCAGAGCAGCGUCCAAGAUGCCAGUAGUGAAGCGAGUUUCCAACAAAGCUACUUCCAAACUCCUAUGGGUAUUCGACCCAUGGGUCCACGAAUUUCCGCCCUGUCAACACUGCCUCGAGGAAUGAGCAAGGAUAUGUAUCAACACCAGGUGGACAUUCAUCUCAGUCCGGGAUGCUUCCUGGACCAGAAUGGCUACCCCAUCGAUAUUAACCUAAUGACACAGGGUGGUCCCACCGUGAACUACUACCGGACGCUGCCGCAUAACCGAGGCCAGAAGGGACAGCAACCGAACAAGGUGCGCUACUCGAAUGAUGCCGAGUUCAUCACGCGAACGUCACAAACCUAUCAGCUUUACGGUGCACCGGGGGACAUCCGAUACACGGCCGAAGGCUACCCCCAACAGGCAUCGGGCAGUGAAGCCACGGGUACCAGUCAAUUUCCUUCACCACCGGAAGGCUACAAAGGCGAUCCGACUGCCGUUUCCGGUGUGCAAUCGGUGACCUACAUGAACCCACCGGCAGCGUUCUGCGUAGGCCCGUCAACACCCCAGCAGUGGCCAUCGUUCCUACCGGGCUAUCAUCCCCAUCAGCUGAUACCGAUCGCCGGUCAAGUGGGAGCCGAUUUCAACCGAUACUUACCUCCACUGGGGAUGGGCUGUGCUAACGCAGCUGGGAGCAGCAGUCCAUCGGCGCCGGUUCCGGUGCUGAAAAAGUGCGUCGGUGCCCAGACCGGUGAUAUGCUGGACAAGGACGUAAUCCCGGAGCAGUGCGAAGAUGACGAGGAGGAAGCGGAACACGAGAACGGGUCUAAGCUGAGGCACCUGUCCGGGCCGCUGGCGGACAGUCCGGACGAGGGCUACGUCGGCGAAGGGCACGAAUCGACGGACAUUUGACAAAAGAUGAAACCUCCGAUUCUGGAUAAAUCGAGCGUGCUGCACACUUCCUCCUCGAUACAGCUGGAAUCGGGCGAUGUACCUUUAUAAGAGGGUGAGUGUGCUCGGGUAGGUGGCGUGAUUAUGUGGACGAGAGUGUGAGAGUGGGUGUGUAUUUUGUAGGUGAGGUAUUUUAUAAAAGAGGAAAUUUAAUAAACGCGAUAGUUGUUUGUGAGAGGGGGAAACGGGCAAGUUUCGGCAUGCAUAUUGGAGAUGGAAUCUAAUGUUUACAUUUGCGAGUUUAUCUUUUUUUAUCUGUGCAUUGAAGAAUGCAUCGCUCUGUGCUCGGAAUUAUGGUUAAUUUAAUAUGAUUGAAGAUAUUUUAUGAAAGCGAUAAUUUGUAGCAAAAUCUGUAAACGCUUGAUUUUAUUUUUCGGUUAACUUAGGUCUGCUAGGCAUGCAACGGAAAAUCCUGAGAAACCUGAUUUCUUUUUAU